Molecule: messenger RNA, 1567 nt
Organism: Acanthaster planci (crown-of-thorns starfish)
Lineage: Eukaryota; Metazoa; Echinodermata; Asteroidea; Valvatida; Acanthasteridae
Product: homeobox protein BarH-like 1
Source: RefSeq, a predicted model, not a curated record
AUGGAGUUCCUUCACGCUGCGGGACGCCCCGAAUUCCCGUACUUUGCAGCGGGACCCCACGCCGGGAAAUCGUUCACGGCCCCAGCGCCGCUGCAGCCAACGCACGGUGCAACUCCUUUCUCCAUCGAGGACAUUCUCAACCGCCGAACACCGGGCCCGUCGUCGGCCCAGCCACCGUCGGGUAAACCGGCGAAAUCCCCCGCAAACGCGGCUCUGCAGUGUGCCACAGAGUGCGGGGAAUUCGCAAGCCAGAACAGGGAGAAAGUGUCCCGAUCCGAGACUUGUAUUUCGUUCACCGCCGUGCCGUCCGUGCCGAAAUGUUUGGGGUUCGCCACCUGCACGGCCGCCCUGUGUGUCUGCCGGGAGCGCAGGCUUGGAGCCGACGGAGACACGGACCAAUGGCCGUUCCUUAUCCGUACCUCUGCUGGCUACUGUAUCCCGUCCCUCUUCCCGUCAGAGACAACCAGCGGUACGCUCCGCAGCAGGAGACGCAAGGCGCGCACCGUCUUCGUCGACUCCCAGCUGCGGGGGCUGGAGGCGCGAUUCCAGGCGCAGAAGUACCUAUCCACGCCGGAGAGAAUCGAGCUGGCCGUGGGCCUGGGACUGACGGAAACACAGGUGAAAACCUGGUUCCAGAACCGUCGCAUGAAGCAAAAGAAGGACACCGCGGGACCGAAGGAUCAGCGCGACCACCACGUCAGGCCGGUUGGCACGCGGGUAGGACAGCCAGUCGGGACCUGCAAGCGGGACCAGGCAACGGCUGCUGAGACGAUGGGGGAGGAGGAAGCUCUGAACCCGUAAGCCGUCGUCUAAAGAUGGACAUAUGACUUAAAUCAGAAACCCGUGAACGCGUAUGGGUUGUGGCCACUUGCAGUCGAUUUCUAACUGUCCUAAUAUGAAGCAUUAGGGUGAUGAACUACUGUGUAUAGGCAUAUAGGCUACUGACACUUCACCACGACGGACUGCCUAAGUUCUUUUACCUGUGAGCUCGUUCUAAUUCACUUCACACCCGAUUUAUGUAAAUAAGAGAUGUGUCUCACUUUGGACACAUUUUACAGGUUACUGUUUGAUGUUUUUUCAGUAUGCCUUAAAUUAUGUACUUUAUUGUAAAUAAAUUCUUAGUAUAAAUAUUCUGCUUAUGUUGCUUUUACGCAUUACUUUCAGACGAAACUUAUGCCCAUAGAUGCAAUUAGGCUGAGGUUCUCUAAAUAAUAAGCAGUAUUGUUGCUCGGCAGGUUACCAUAAGCAAACUUUGAUCAAAUUGUUGCUUACACCCAUGGACAGAAUCUCUCGUUGUUAUUGGUCCAGUGUUACUCUUAGCUAAAGCUAGGUUCACACUUUCUCGAUUUGUAAGCCGGGUCACAGUUAAUAGUAAUUCUGGGGUAAAUCGGAAAGUGGUUCUUGGCUGCCUCGGGGUGGUAGGUCGGUGAAAGAUCGUCGAAGAUCGGAAAGCACCCUGACAAUUUGGGACAUGUUCGAAGUGUCAUUCUGGGACCAAUUUCCAGUCUUGGUUUUGAUCUCACAUUCGGCGUUUGUUCUUAUUAAAUUUGUGGUGAAGUUGGCAUAA